Molecule: messenger RNA, 1545 nt
Organism: Vigna unguiculata (cowpea)
Lineage: Eukaryota; Viridiplantae; Streptophyta; Magnoliopsida; Fabales; Fabaceae
Product: transcription factor bHLH63-like
Biological process (GO): regulation of DNA-templated transcription
Cellular component (GO): nucleus
Molecular function (GO): protein dimerization activity; DNA-binding transcription factor activity
Source: RefSeq, a predicted model, not a curated record
UCCAACCCUAACAUAACAUAAAAGCAUUUCUUUUCACUUCUCCUAAUUCUCCUUCACUUCCUGUGUGGGGCCCUACUUCGCUUUGCUAUAAAGUGUUGCCUUCUCUCCACGCGCCCUCUGCAAAAUCCUCUGUUUCGAUUCAACAACAUCAACAACAACAACAACCUAUAACUGUUACUUGUUUCGUAAUCCUAAUUAACGUAAAAAAAGAAACAAAAGAAUCGAAAAUGUUGCACUGUGCGAACACGUCGGGGAAUCUGGCUGGGGACAUGACAGUGUGGGAAAGACAGAGGGCGAGGAUGAAGUGGCAAGAAGAGCAAGGCUACUUUUCUGCGUUCGACGCGCUUUUCUCUUCUUCUUCUUCUUCAUCUCUUCAUCUUCAAGAUUCCUUCUUGCAUCCUUCUGAUUCCGGUUGUGCGCUUGGUGAAGUGGUGGCUCAGGCUCAGGCUCAACCUCGCUCGAUGAAUAAGCCUUCUGUUCAUGGGUUUGAUGCAAGUUCUUCAAUUUUAAGGACUUUUAGUUGUCCACCCGCUUUGGUGGAGCCCGAGCCCGAGCCCGAGCCCAGGCCCACUGGCUCCUCGAUUGGGAAAGAGAGUUCCAAGAAAAGGAAACCUGAGAAGCUUCACAAUGCUAAGUUUGUUACAGAAAAUGAUAUGAAAGACAAGAGGAUCAAAGUGGGUGCCGACGAUGAACAAUCCAAAAUCACAGGGAGCCCCAAGAGUCAUAGCAACAAGAGAGAAACCUGUGCAGAUACUUCAAAUUCGAAGCAAAAUUCCAAAGCAUCCGAGGUUCAAAAUCAAAAGCCUGAUUACAUUCACGUGCGAGCACGUCGCGGCCAAGCCACCGAUAGCCAUAGCUUAGCUGAAAGAGUUAGAAGGGAAAAAAUUAGCGAGAGAAUGAAGUAUUUGCAAGAUUUAGUACCUGGUUGCAACAAAAUCACGGGAAAAGCGGGAAUGCUUGAUGAAAUCAUCAACUAUGUUCAAUCUCUUCAACGACAGGUUGAGUUUCUGUCAAUGAAAUUAGCUGCGGUGAACCCAAGGCUCGACCUCAGUAUUGAUGAUCUGUUUGAAAAAGAGGUGUUUCCCUGUGCUGCGAAUUUUCCAAACAUUGGAAUGUCAUCAGAUUUGACGAACUCUGGCUAUGUUCAAUUUAAUUCACCACAACAAAUGGUUUCGUAUGGAGGAUUAGACACGGUGAUUAACCCUCCCUACAUGGGGCUAAAAAGGAAUGUAUCGGUGCCUGAAACAUAUCUUCACUCGUCCUCUUUCACACAAUUGCUUCCCUCCUCAACAUGGGAAGGUGAUUUCCAAAACCUUUGCAAUUUGGAUUUUGAUCAAGUGCGAGCCACAUCUUUCCCUUCUCAUUUGUCCUCAGGACUGGUUGAAGCUGGCAAUCAUCUAAAGAUGGAGAUGUAGACUAGAGCUUCUAUUUCCUUCUGCAACUUAUCAAGAUUCUUUUUGUUUUCUUUUCAAGUACAUAGCAUAUAUCAAUUGUUUGUAACUUCUCCAUAAUAUAAAUAAAAUUUAUUACUACCUGUUAACUUCA